Molecule: messenger RNA, 3222 nt
Organism: Monodelphis domestica (gray short-tailed opossum)
Lineage: Eukaryota; Metazoa; Chordata; Mammalia; Didelphimorphia; Didelphidae
Gene: ZNF75A
Product: zinc finger protein 75A
Biological process (GO): regulation of transcription by RNA polymerase II
Cellular component (GO): transcription regulator complex; PcG protein complex; chromatin
Molecular function (GO): RNA polymerase II cis-regulatory region sequence-specific DNA binding; DNA-binding transcription factor activity, RNA polymerase II-specific
Source: RefSeq, a predicted model, not a curated record
UACCUAACACAGGAGAGGCCCCACUCCGGUAUAGAAGGAUAUUAGCAAGCAGGCAGGGUCAAGCGGGCAGGCGUCAAAAGAACGUCACUUCCGGGUCCGGUCAGGGCCUAGUCAACACAGAACGCUGCUCUAGGAAGGGGAAGAUUAACCUAGCUUUCUACAGAAAAGAGAAGACAUCCAACACCAGAAGUGUGAGCCCCAGCAAAUCCACUGAAAGCAAGAGUUUUUGAAUAGGAUGAUGGCUGUAGAGCUAAUGGUGGCUGCAGAUCUGAAUCCCCAGAUCCAGGCUUUAUGGGAAAAAGAAGGGCCUCUAGAAGAAAACUCAAGAGAGAAUUCAAUCCAGAAUCAGGAAUUUGUCCUACAGAGUGAUGAACUUGCUCCUGAGACCUGGCGAAAGCGUUUUAGGAGUUUCCAGUACCAGAUAUCAGCUGGUCCCCAGGAGACCCUUAAUCAGCUUAGGGAACUUUGCCAUCAAUGGUUGCAGCCAGAGAUUCACACAAAGGAACAAAUCUUAGAACUAUUGCUUCUGGAGCAGUUCAUGAAUAUUUUGCCUGAGGAGACAAAGACCAGGGUUCAAGAGCAUUCCCCAAGGAGCAUCAGGGAGGCAAUGACAUUGGUAGAUUUGCCAUGCACACUAAUAAGACAGAGAAAAAAAGACAGAAAGAAGAUUCCUGACUUGGAUAACAAGGUUACAGUCCAUGAGCAGGGACAACAAGUACUUUCGAAGGCAGCACCCUUGGAAGGAUCAUCGGAAGCACUAAGCUUCCAUCUGGAGCCAGCAGAGCCCCAGCCUAUGGGGGUGUUCCAAGAAGAGGAAUUAUGGAGUACCCACUCAAGACUACAGGAACCACUGAGCUGUGACCCUGAAAAUGAGCUCCAGCCUGUGCAGAAGAGGGCUCUACCUGCUCACCAGGUUCUUGUCCUUCCUGAGGAGAGAGCUAUCAGAGAGUGGGAGGUGACAUCUGUACUUUUCACACCUGAGUCCCAGAGUCCUGUGACAUUUGAGGAUGUGGCCAUGUAUUUCUCUCAGGAAGAAUGGGAGAUAUUGGGCCCCAUUCAGAAGGACCUCUACAAGGAUGUCAUGCAAGAAACUUAUGGGAACAUGAUUUCAGUAGCAUUGUUUAUGAUUCCCAAACCUGAACUGAUAUCCUGUUUGGAGCAAGAGAAAGAGCCAUGUGUCACAAAUUCUAAGGAAUCCAAAGAGAUCCCCAAAGAUUCUAAUACAGAAAUGACUGAUUCUUCUAUUUGUCCUAAUGGGAUUAAUGCCACAAUUGAGAAUGAAAAGCCUGAGGAAGUAUAUCAUAUUCCCUUAGAAAUACAAGCAUCAGAUGAUACUUUAUCUGAAAAGACUGAUGGGGAAGUUUUCAAGAGAACAGAAUUGAAAGAAGUUCAUGAGAACAAGUGUAGGGAAGAAAAGCCACAGCACAAUUUCCCUGUAGGAAAAUGGAAGAAAUACUCUCCCUGGAAAAAAAGUCUACGGAAACUAAUGGAGACCCACAAGAAAGCCUAUACAGGAGAAAAACCUUUUAAAUGUCAUAUAUGUGGGAAAAGCUUCAAAGUUAGUUCUGACCUUAUCAAGCACCAGAGAGUCCACACUGAAGAACGACCCUAUAGAUGUCAAGAAUGUGAUAAAAGGUUCCGAUGGAGUUCAGAUCUUAAUAAACACUUGAUGACACAUCGAGGAAUUAAGCCACAUAGAUGCUCCUGGUGUGGGAAAAGCUUCAGUCAAAAUACAAACCUUCUUACACACCAAAGAACACACACAGGAGAGAAACCCUUUAAGUGUCAUGAAUGUGGAAAAAGAUUCAGUCAGAACUCUCAUCUCAUUAAGCACCAAAGAACCCACACAGGUGAACAACCUUAUACAUGUAGCAUGUGUGGGAGAAACUUCAGUAGGCGCUCAAGCCUUUUAAGACAUCAGAAACUCCACAGAGAAAAGGAAACAGUGAGUGUCCUCAUUCUGAAGGAAAGCUCAAAGUGGAGCUGAAAUCUUAAAAGAUAAAAUUUAUAUGAAUUUUUCAAUAUUUGAAAAAUGUUAAAAACCCCACUCUUCUUUAAAGAGAAUUUAAAUAGACUAUGCAGGAGGGAGUGGCAAUAUUUCUAGUAUUUAAUGAUUUGUUGCUUAACAAAAAAUUUCUUUUUAGCACAGCUAUACUUAGAUUUUAUCUUGACAAAAAAAAAAAGUAUAUCUUACCAAAAACCUACUCUUCAAAGAGUAGAUGCUGUAUAAAGCCAAAGAAUACUCUUCAUGUACAUGAAAUAUGGAAAGGAAUAUUCAUCAUGAAUCAAACUUUUCUGACCCUCUCAAGAACACAAAUUAAAAUUACUAUCAGAAAUGAUAUUUCCUAAAACAAAGGGCACACACAGAAAAUGAGAAUCGUUAGCUUCGCUGUUGCAAGUAUACCAGUUUCAAUAUUCCUAUUCCAAAUUCUGUGCUGCAGAGAUAUCCUAAAUUAUGAUGUUUCCAAGCAUUUCAGCUAGUUUGUUGUUUUUUUUUUGGGGGGGGGGCGUCUCUUGCUUAUAAACCACAAGAUUGACUACUCCUAACUUCUUGCCUUAAAUUUCAUACCUUUUAUGGUCAAACCCUGUUGCUCAAUUCAUUUUUUUGCUGUGCUAACCCCAUGCUUAUUUAGUCUGCAGAAAAAGCUAUGGAGUAAAAAGAACGUCAGCUCUCAAAUCUCUUGACAGAUGUUUUAUGGAAGACGAUGGACAGCAAGCUAUUCUCCAUCUUUUAUAAAACAAAAUUGGGUUAGAAUUUACAUCAGGAAGGAGAUUUGGGAUUAGAUGUAAGGAGUCAUUUUCCAGUACAUAUAUAUCACCAGGUUUUGGAGGGAGUUAACUAGGAAAGUUAUAUUAUAGAAUUUCCUUACCUGGAAAAAUGAAAAAGAGUAUAGAGCAGCCUUGCAAUAGAGCAUCUGCCUAAGGGCCAAAAGAAAAGGGAUCGGCUCCAUAUUUGUCACCUUUUAGUUAAGAUUCCAUGGAAAACUGGAAACUUAUUUAUUACAUGCAAGACCUUGUCUUCUCUUAGCUUCGUGAUGUGGAAAGCACUUAAAAGAUUUGGGUAUGAAGGGGAUAGUUUGUCAACUGGUAUUGUUAAAUGUUGGUAAUAUUGGGAAAACAACAUGUUCUCUGUCUUCCAUUUAUAAACUUUUAAUACAUAGGAACUGUAUUUUUUGGUACAUGACACACAAAUGUACACAUAAUAAAAGCUGAUAACUUCAA